UACCUGCAAUGAGGUAAUUCUCCAUUUUUGCUACUGCUUGAAAGCUCAUACUUGUAGUGGUUGUGAAUUGGACACCUUAAAAGGGAAGUCUUUAAAUUUGGCUCCAUAAGUUCUGUGUGGUGAACACUUUUUUAUUUUAUUUCAUUUUGCAGUCUAACUUCUUUAUUGUAACUUCUUUUAUUGUUUGGGAUAGCAAGUUUCCCAUCUAUCUGUUUAUGACCCAUAGCAUGAGACAACUGUAUUUGAUCAUUCUGUUAAUGCUUGUUUGGAGCACAUUGAUAUUGCUAGAAAAACAGUUCUUGGAAGAUUCUAUUGCUUAGUGUUUGUGUGGGUUUUUCUGUGCUUGACGUCAGGGAAAAUGUUUAAAGUUGUGCACACUCUAUGCACAAAUUGUCAUGUAUGAAUCUUGACCAUGUCCACUUCGUAUAAAAUUAGUGACUAGAAACAUAUUCAUACUAUACUUCCUACCCUAGGACCAUAAAUUAGUGCUUAUCACUUUUAUUUAUAGUGUUUUUUUCUUUCAUUUUGAAGACUUAUAGUUGAUAUGAACUGGAAAUUUCCUCUAAUAGUUUACAUCUUGAAGAUGCCUAAUGAUUCUUGGAUUUGAAUGGAGUAAUAAUUUCAAAACGACAAAGAUUUGCAUCUUAACAUAUUUUAGAAAAGUCAAGAAAUAUGGGUGCCCUGUUUCUUUCCUCUAAUACGGAUUUUCCAAUGCAUUGGUAGAAUUUUCUGUUGUCUAGUUGUUUGCAGAGUCAAUAUCCAGGUCAGAAAACUGUUUGUUUGUAUGUGAAUACAUCCUCAAACGAGAAUAAAUAUUUACAGUUUCUUUUCAUUUCACAUUGAGGAAUAAUUCAUAGAUGAGGAUGAGGAUGUAAUUUGUAGGAUCAAACCAAGAUGGAUGAAAUGGAGGAGUGCGACGAGUGUUCUAUGCGACCAUAGGAUACUUGACAAAGUGAAAGCAAGUUUUUUAGAAUUGUGGUUAGGCCAGCUAUAUUGCAUGAGAGUGAAUGUUGUGCACCUAAUGUACAACACACCCACAAAAUGAGUGUGGUGGAAAUGCAAAUGUGCAGAUGGAUGUCUGGUAACACGAUAAUGGAUAAAAUGAGGGAUAACCAUUUGCUCUCUCUCUCUCUUUCUCUUUUUUUCUUUGGGUAUGGUUCUUUUGCCUUUCCAAUGAGGCAUCUUGUCAUUGAUUGUUGUUGUAUUAUUCUUUAUCAUCAUUACUCCGUCCUUUGCUUUAACAGUUGUUUCUCCGCUCUACUUGUCCAGGAUAUGCCUUUCAUUUAUUUAAUGAUGGGAUACAUUUUUGUCGCAAUGGCAAAUUUAGCAAUUGAAGUUCGGCUUAUGGCUUUCAAGUUUUUUUAUCUCAUUGUACAGCAUUAUCCAGCUGCGUUUUCCUUGCAUGGUGAAAAGGUUCUUCAAAAUUAUGCGGAUAUUCUGCGGAAGAACCAGUUCUGUUUAGAAGACAAGGGCAGGCUCAAGAAUGUGCUUGCUGGUUUGUUGCGCUGCUUGUCACUGUUGCCAUCUAAAAAAGUAGAAGUUGACACAUUCAAGAAGGAAGUCCCUAGGCGCGUGUUGCAUGCUUAUGAGCCUACGAGGCCUACAGAUUUUGCUGGUAUUGCUCAGCACCACGUUCUUAUUUUUCUAUGGGUUUUUGUAGAAUUACAUUUCGCAAUGCCAUCAUUCAGUUUCUGCAUUUAUGGCCAUCUCAUUGUUUGCAUGGCUUCCUAUUCUUGUGGAGAAAUCAAUUCACAUCUGAUAAUUAUAACUGAUAGCACAUUCUUUGCAUUCGUGGAUGAUGAUCGAUAUUUUUCCCUGAAUGUUGUGAUUGCUGAAAUAUUUUUGCACUUAGAUGAAUGGAUCCGCCCUCCUGCUGAGUUACUAGAGAAAUUUCUUGCAUUCAUGGAGCAUGCACUGCUUGAAAAGAUCCACGGUGAAACAAGGUCUGGCAGAGAAAAGCAGAUGCUUACACUGGUUCAUUUUAUGCCAAAACUUGUAGCACAAGUGAAAGGCGACUGGAAGUCUCGCCUUCUACAGGCAUUUACAAAGACAUUCCUUGAUUGCAAACCAGAGUCUUCAGUAAAAUUGGCUUGCCUUGCCGCAAUUGAAGAAAUGCUUUUUUCUAUAAGAAUGUGGCAACCAGAUGGAUAUGAUCCAGAAGUAGUGGGCCCUCUUAUUACUUGGAUAAGAGAGCUACCUGUGUUGUUAAUCCUGCUCGGUGAUAGGCAUCCAUCCUCUUCUGAAGCUGUGUUGCAUCUUCUGCUUGACCUGGGUCGAUUUGCUUCACUGGGUUCUUUCCUUGCAAAGGAAUACGAAGAGGUGCAAAAGUCGCUACAAGAAUUUUACUGCACAUAUCAAGAAGGGGAUAAAUGUUAUGGUCCUUUCACAAGGCUUCCAUUGGAGUGUCAAAAACUCUCCAUCUAUAGUCUUGCUUACUUUUCUCACCUAGAUUCACCUUUGCUGACGUCAGUAACUUUAUGUUGCCUCCGUCCUGACUUGGAUGAAUAUGUCUUGUUUCUGAUCAUAGAACAUUUGCAUUCAAUAUUUAGACGCGGCAAAAUUGAGAUACAGGACCACCUUAGCUUCUUUGUCACGCUGGUCACCCGUUUCAAUGUUUUUCCAGAAAAUAUUCGCUCUGCAAUUGAGGAAGGUACAAAGUUCUCAAAUCGUGGAACUUUCAAGAAAUUGAUUGGUGUUGUUUUCUCAUGCCUGGAACAGAUGGGUGAUGCUUCCCUAGUUUUUUUUCUAUUGGAGAGAGAAAUCCUAAAGCAGAUUUUAUUAAAGCCCCCUCUAGACAAUGCCUGUGCUAUGCUAAGGAUACUUGUUAGGCUAGACUCCAAACCCACAAGACUUUCUGAACAAAGUAUUAUCAAUUUGAGCAAUUUCAUUCCAAGCUACUUGAUUGACGUUGUGCAUUGUAUGGGAGGGUUUGAUGCAGAACCCAAGGGAGCUCAUUUUCGAACGCUGAUGGACUAUAUUGUUCCUAGCUUUUACAUGUUUGAAAGUAGUAGAAAGCUCUUGAAUCUUGUGUUGAAUGGGAUGGGUUCAAUGAUAACUGAAAGUAGAAUAAAUGAUAUUGUUAGUGUCCUAAUGUUGAUGCAUAAGGAUGAUAAGAUGAAUCGAAUUAUUUCUUCAUCGAGGGCUGAGUUUGAUCAUGUUUCACAGAGCAUACGCUCAUUAAAGUUGGAGGAUAGCAGUCUAACUGUUGGGGAAAGGCGUAGAAUACAAUAUGCGUUAGAGCAACUAAAGACUGUUAGAAGCUCAUUAGAUCAAGAGAUGCAAAGAGCAAAGCAGGAUAUGUUACCCUAGUUUAUUGCACUACAAGUUUGCAAUGGCCUAAAAUUUUGAAAUUUACAAUUUUGGGAAUAUAGUAAAAGAUGAAUUAAAGGGGAUAACGUUUUCCAUUCAUUUUCUUGCUGUACAUAUAGAGGAACCAUAAUGGAUAUAAUAUUUCAUGUCAAAA
Messenger RNA from Hevea brasiliensis (rubber tree), 3463 nucleotides. RefSeq lists its product as uncharacterized. Lineage: Eukaryota; Viridiplantae; Streptophyta; Magnoliopsida; Malpighiales; Euphorbiaceae. Bases 1042 to 3309 code for a protein of 755 amino acids. Gene Ontology annotation, cellular component: nucleus. The record is from RefSeq and is a predicted model, not a curated record. The transcript has 15 exons.